This is a messenger RNA of Fusarium mangiferae, 2121 nucleotides long. RefSeq lists its product as uncharacterized. NCBI's taxonomy places the organism in Eukaryota, Fungi, Ascomycota, Sordariomycetes, Hypocreales, Nectriaceae. Bases 1 to 2121 code for a protein of 706 amino acids. The transcript has 7 exons. The record is from RefSeq and is a predicted model, not a curated record.
AUGUCGACUGUUACGCUCUCCAAAAUACUUCCUGCUACUAAUGGUAGCCAGGAACAUGUACUCACGGAGCUCCCGUCGCAUAUACCAACAAAGGCGAAGGAGGCGAAUGGCUUCACCAAGUCUAACGGCCAUGCAACCGCUGUUCAUUCCACGCCCAAUGUCGUUGAUCACAAAAGUGACGCCGCUGGUGACUUCGGCUGGGGCCAUUGGACAGUUCAGGACGUUCUCAUCCCCGCAAAUGCCGGUCGAGGUCUGGUCAAGAAAUACCACCAGCGAAGGACUCUCUACCAGUACUUUGCUCUAUCUCUCUCGGGCCUCUGGGCCUUUUACAAUCUUGAGAGUACGUCUUACCGCGCAGCUGCACUGAGCUUCCUAUUCCCCGGUGCAGGUUUCACUGCAGUCGCCACUCUUGCGUCGACAGCUGCGUUCCUGGCUACACUGGUCUUAAUUCCCGUCACCAUCUUCGUCUGGUUCGCCAUGGGCGGCAUCGCGUUCCCCAUCGGUUUAUGGGUAGGCUCCAGCAUUGGAGCUGGGUACCUUGCCACAGACUCUCUGUUCGAGCCCUCUGCCAUCCUAUGGGCUAUCUUCUGCUACACUGGAAUCUUCUGGCUCAUGAGUAACGCUCGCUCUCUCAAUGCUGCUGGAUACUCUAAAGCGCAGGAGCGCAAUAAGUACCUUGUCCAAGCUGUCGAGGAGCAACUUGCCAACGCUACACCUGCACCUGCACCAGGUUCCCGUGAGCUCUCCCUCGACACACUCCGUCAUGUUCAGCACAUGCUCGAGCGAGGACUUAGUCCUCAUGAUGACUUUAGCUUCCACGAUGUCAUUGAUCAGUUUCAGACCGGCGCUGUUAGAUACCAGCUCUACGGUGUUGUCGAUGUUCUCAGCUUGUACCAGUGCCAUUAUGCUCCUGGCUUCCAUGGCUACCUCUCCAAGGCUUCUCAGAACUGCAUCGAGAAGAGUCUCCAGAAACGAAUCAUGAGCUACUGGAAGUGGGAGUCAAUCUUUGGCAGGUUUACCCUCAGCGAUUGGGACCCCAUCAAGAAGGACAAUAUUAUGGUCACUGGAUACCUCAGCUCCGCUAUCGGUCUAUAUGAGCAAGCCUCUGGCGAUCGCCGUUACCAUCAGAAGAAUGCCCUUGAGUUUGUUAUCGACGAUUGCAAACACUACAAGACCAACUUCGAGGGACUCGCUGAUGCUCUACACGAGAACAUGACCGAUAACCCCUACUGCCUUUAUCCCUGUGAGCCGAACUGGACUUACUCUCUUUGCAAUCUCACUGGUAUGGCUGGCCUAGUCAUCUCUGAUCGCAUCCUGGGUCGCGAUUGCGGAGAGAAACUUAGGAACCGCUUUGAACGUUCUCUCGAGGAGGAGUUCACCGAAUGUGAUGGUCGUAUCCUCCCCAUUCGCAGUGAAUUUACAGGUCUCACACUUCCCGGUCUCUGCGGAACUCUCACCGACUGCAUCAACGCCAUGCUCCUCACCGCAUACCUCCCCCACCUCGCCCAUCGCAACUGGGCCAUGAUCCGAAAGGAAUUCAUCAAGUACGACAGCAAGGGCGAACUGGUAGUCAGAGACCUCAAGGGUGCCGACAAGAUGGAUCCCGGUAAUUACCGCGCCGGCGAGGGUCCCCUCCGCGCAUUCAUCGCCGCAACAGCCGCCGAGUUUGGCGACGAGAAAGUCCGCAAGGAGGCCCUCGAACAGCUCGACAACGUCUACUUUCCCGUCGAAGCCACCAAGACAGGAUCUCUUCGGAACAAGGGCCUUUCAGCCACUACUCAGGUGAUUGCCCUCAUGGCGCGUCUCGUUAAGCAACGUGACUUGGCCAAUGCUACGCUUCAUGGUCCUUCCAAAGAGGCUUUGAGUGGACCUGUCCUUGAGGAAGCGCCUUUCCCAGAGGUCCUAGUUGCCAAGGCAUAUAGCGAGGAUGGAAAGAAGCUUGAUUUGGUUGUGUAUAACGGAAAGGAAGCAGGAGUCUUCAAGCUUGGGUUUGAGCGGUUGAUUCCUGGUCAGCAGUACUCUGUCAGCACUGGAGGAUCUGUCACUGCGAAUGGAGCUGGCAAGGCGUUCAUUGACGCCAAGAUCAAUGGAAGGACCCAGAUCAUUCUUCAACCAAUCUAA